Bipolaris sorokiniana ND90Pr is the source of this 1233-nucleotide messenger RNA. RefSeq lists its product as uncharacterized. Bases 33 to 1106 code for a protein of 357 amino acids. Lineage: Eukaryota; Fungi; Ascomycota; Dothideomycetes; Pleosporales; Pleosporaceae. The record is from RefSeq and is a predicted model, not a curated record. The transcript has a single exon.
CCAGGCUACCCGAUUCGUCACCGCAUCCAAUCAUGGCCGUUGUGCUAUUCUUAUCCGCCCUCGUCACGGCCUUUGGAAUACUUGGCUUACUCGGCUACCGUCUGCUGCCUCUACUGUCCAAAAGAAGCAUCUUGGCAUUUUCUCCAAACUCGCUGCGGAUCCGAGAAGUGGUGAUAGCAAUCCUUGCAAUGAUGCUUAAAUCCAUGUUUUAUUCAAUUACCAGAAUGCUAGGCCCAACGCCUGUGGGAUUGCAUCUCCGCUCGCCUCUCGUCAUAAGUGCCGAAGACAUUAUUCGUUUUCAUUCGGCAGUCGGACACAGAGAAGGUAAACUUUCACACUUGAAACAUGGCCAGCUAGUCUUGUUUCUUUCGGCCAUGACUGAGCCGGGCAUGCUUUUACUACUCGCCAGCCCGUGGUGUCCUAUCAAUCCCCUGGGUGCAGUUAACGUCCGCAACACAUUCGAGCUGAUUUGUCCGGAAUUAUGCGACCUAGAGAAGCUUACAAAUAUGGAUUCGAUGUACCUUGAUGCAGUAAUGCACGCAGAACCAACAAGAGUAAAGCGUGGAAUCGAGUGGGCUCUCGAAAUAACGAUUAGUGCACCCAGCGAUAGGAACAAUGGGAUGUAUCAGACUAUUUUUCGCCAAGUUUUCACCAUGCUGGAAUUCAAAAAGACGUCAGGCAGCCUCAUUUCGAAAGGCUCGGAUGAAAUCAAACAUGAUGCGUCAACAUCAGGAUCUACACGCACUAGGACGCAAAUAUCAUUAUCCAAAGACGAUCCGUUGAAAUGGGCAAUGUUAUGCAAGGACUACAAUUUUAUACAUCUGUCUGGACUCGCUGCAAAGCUGUUUGGUUUACCCGGAAAGCUUGCACACGGAAAUCAUGCAGCCGCAAAAGCAUUACAGAGCUUGCCUGACGCUGGAAACAGGGCAUUGCCAAACAAUAUCCCCCUGCAGAUGCGAGUAGACUUCAAAAAACCAAUGGUAGUCCCCGGUAUCUUUGAAGUGUGCAUAAAAGAAUCACCUUCUACUGGCAUUGGAUUUGAAAUCCUCCAAAAGGGAAAAGUCCAUGCCAUUGGUGCAUAUGGUCCACUAGAGCCAGACAGAUAGUAACUCCAGAGGUACCUCGAGACGACCUUGUCCUAUUUGCAUACUUCAUCUAGUGUUCAUACUCGAGUUGUGCAUGAUGACAACUCUUUCAACAUCUGGACCAAUCUUCACAGACUCGCUUACGUAU